Molecule: messenger RNA, 2537 nt
Organism: Hemibagrus wyckioides
Lineage: Eukaryota; Metazoa; Chordata; Actinopteri; Siluriformes; Bagridae
Gene: uxs1
Product: UDP-glucuronate decarboxylase 1
Exons: 15
Coding region: 682-1938 (418 amino acids)
Biological process (GO): D-xylose metabolic process
Cellular component (GO): cytoplasm
Molecular function (GO): UDP-glucuronate decarboxylase activity; NAD+ binding
Source: RefSeq, a predicted model, not a curated record
AGUCGAUAGCAGAGGUCAUCGCUCGGGUUGUGUACGGCCGCAUCAGGAACCAUAAGAGCAAGAACGGUGUGUGGUUGCACUCUUAUUUCGGUUAUUAAUAGCUGGUGAUAUUGAAGAAGUAGGUCGCGGCAGCAGAUCGUUUCUCGGAACCAAAGUCUAUCUCAAAAAAAGUGGAAGGAGCAGCUUGUAGCAGCUAAGUGAAAUGUCUUCUCUGAAGUCAUGCGUAUAGGCUAACAAGCUGUCGACCCGAGUGGCUAGCAAAGCUAUCAGGAAGUUCUUGUGUACUGAGAAGGGUGCAUGCGGGAUUUAUUUUGUUGUACCAGGAAAUGAAACGAAAGUACAAAUGACCGUGAGUGCUUAAACUAUUUAUUUCCUUGAUAGAUCUCUAUCAGACACUAUUUUAGCCUGUUAAUGAUCAGCUAGCCAGCCAGCCAGCUAGCUAGCAGCGCAGAACCCCGACCUGUCCAUACAUGUACAUGCUCUCGGGCUCCUGUAGUCGCCAGCAUUAUAAAGCGAGUUCUGCUUGCUGUUUUUUUAUUUAAAGAGACAGUAAUAGAAGCGAGUGAAUGAAAGGGAUUAAAGUAAGAGCCGUACUGGAGCGUUUUUCACUCAGGACGGAAUAAUGCAGUGGCUGUGAGGAGGCUCCACUUCUGGCCUCAGGUCUGCAUGUGCUGGAUGUAGAUGAUGCGGAUGCCCUGGCUCAUUACUGUCAUUAACCGAAGAAUCAUGAAACUCCUCGUCGCCCUCGGUCUCAUCGCAUACAUCGCCUCUGUCUGGGGAACCUACACCAACAUGAGGAUGAUUCAGGAGCAUAGUGAGCUGAAGAUUGAGCAGAGGAUAGAUGAGGCUGUUGCACCUUUAAGAGAGAAAAUUCGGGAUCUUGAGCUUAGUUUAACACAGAAGUAUCCGCCUGUCAAGUUUCUCUCUGAGAAGGAUCGCAAGAGGAUUUUGAUCACUGGUGGUGCAGGUUUUGUGGGCUCACACCUGACUGAUAAACUGAUGAUGGACGGUCAUGAGGUGACUGUGGUGGAUAACUUUUUUACCGGGCGCAAGCGCAACGUAGAGCACUGGAUCGGCCAUGAGAACUUUGAGCUCAUCAACCACGAUGUGGUAGAACCGCUCUAUAUCGAAGUGGAUCAGAUAUAUCACUUGGCUUCUCCCGCAUCACCUCCCAACUACAUGUAUAAUCCAAUCAAGACCCUUAAAACCAACACUAUUGGCACUCUGAAUAUGCUUGGUCUGGCGAAGCGUGUGGGUGCUCGACUACUUCUUGCAUCCACGUCAGAAGUGUAUGGAGAUCCAGAGGUACAUCCUCAGAAUGAAGACUAUUGGGGUCACGUGAACCCAAUCGGACCGAGGGCUUGUUAUGAUGAAGGGAAGCGUGUGGCUGAAACUAUGUGUUACGCAUACAUGAAACAGGAGGGGGUAGAGGUGCGAGUAGCACGGAUCUUCAACACGUUUGGUUCUCGCAUGCAUAUGAACGAUGGCCGGGUGGUUAGUAACUUCAUCCUACAGGCUCUACAGGGCGAGCCUCUGACGGUUUAUGGUUCAGGGUCUCAGACCAGAGCAUUUCAAUAUGUCAGUGAUCUUGUGAAUGGUCUUGUGGCUCUGAUGAACAGUAACAUCAGCAGUCCUGUUAACCUGGGAAACCCUGAGGAACACACUAUACUGGAAUUUGCUCAGAUGAUUAAAAGCCUGGUUGUGAGCCGCAGUCAUAUCCAGUUCCUUCCAGAAGCACAGGAUGACCCUCAGAGACGGCGGCCAGACAUCCGCAAGGCAAAAAUGCUGCUCGGCUGGGAGCCUGUGGUGCCUUUGGAGGAGGGACUGAACAAAACAAUUCAAUAUUUCAGCAAGGAGCUGGAACAUCAAGCCAAUAAUCAAUAUAUUCCCAAACCCAAGGCAGCCCGGAUGAAGAAAGGCAGACCAAGACACAACUAGAGAACAGGCUUUCUCUCAGGGAUGCUGGGACAGGCCUCAUGUGGCCUCUAGCAGCCAUUUGACACUGAGGUAUUUUUCCCACCAUGAACCAAGUGAUUUGGGAUUCAUUUUUCCUCUUUUUUUUUUUGGAAAAGUGGGCUCUAGUGAGAACUGCCUCUUCUGUGCUUGCUUUUCAAACGUGUGCCUCAGAAAAAGAGAGAGAGAGAAACCAGACGCUAAGUACCACGUCUUGCACUUUGGAUUUUGCCUAUUAUUUAAGAAAAUGUUGAAAAACUCCUCUUUGUGCAUUCAUGCCAUGCUGUUUUGUUUGAUGUGAUCUUUUUUUAAACUAAUGUCUUUGUUUCAGUGUUGAGAUUUAUUAUGGAGCGUAGCGAGAUCCACUUUAUUUAUCUUGAAUGUGCUGCAGUGGGACGUUCGGCGCUAUUCUGAAGAAAAGAGAAAACUAUGUGAAACGUAUUUCUGCUUUUUUUUAAAAUGUCAUUUUGAGCCAAGUCUACUGUUGCCAUUGUCACAUUUCUUCAAAGAGAACACUCAUGCUUUUUCUGAUUUCAGGUGAAAAAAAAAGCUAUUUUAAUAAAAUAUUUACACUGUUCGUUAUA